ACCAAACGUCAAUUCGUCACAAAGACAAUCACGAAAUCACGAAUUUGUGCAAGUGGUGAGCAAAGUAAAUGAUGGGAAAGCAAGCAAAGUGAAAUUGUUGUUUUUGCAGUGUUUUGUUAAAUAUACGUUUGUGUUCGUUUUGCAUCAAGAUACUUUGCGUGAACAUUGUUGUGUAGGAAAUCUACGUGAUUAUGUGUACAAUAUGCGCAGAGUGUUGAUUACGAAUGACAUCUGUUAACAAAAGGAAAACAGUAAUUUAGAGACGUUGUUAAUCUUAAAUCAGAAUGAGCUCGACGGAGACCAUCAACGUAACGGCUCAACCAAUAUCGGACGUAAUCAAGGAAGUACCCCACGAUAAGGGCAUGUUCCUCCAAACCCCUGGCGCACAGGGUAUCGCCGGCAUCUUCGUAUUUGCCGCACUAUUCAUUACUUGCCAACAGAUUUACCAACACCUCCGCUGGUACACGAAUCCCUCGGAGCAGCGCUGGAUAGUGCGCAUCCUGUUCAUCGUACCAAUAUACGGGUGCUACAGCUGGAUCUCACUGCUGUUCUUCAAUGGAAACUCCUACUAUGUAUACUUCUUCACCGUACGGGAUUGUUAUGAAGCAUUCGUGAUCUACAGUUUCCUGUCGCUAUGCUACGAGUACCUAGGCGGGGAAGGCAAUAUAAUGUCGGAGUUGCGCGGGCGGCCGGUGCGCGCGUCCUGCGUCAACGGGACCUGCUGUCUCAGUGGCGCCACUUACACCAUCGGCUUCCUCCGCUUCUGCAAACAGGCCACACUCCAGUUCUGUCUCAUUAAGCCCGUCUGCGCCUUCAUUAUCAUAUUCCUACAGGCCCGAGGUCUGUACCACGACGGUGACUGGAGCCCCGACGGCGGCUACAUCUACAUCACCAUCGUCUACAACUUCUCCGUCAGCUUGGCGCUCUACGGCCUGUUCCUCUUCCUCGGGGCCACCAGGGAGAUGCUCAAACCCUUCGACCCGGUACUCAAGUUCUUCACCGUCAAAUCCGUUAUUUUCCUCUCGUUCUGGCAAGGUGUAGCCCUAGCCAUUCUCGAGAAGGCUGAAGUGAUAUCUCCGAUCCACGACGCGAAUGGUGUCCCAACGACGGCGGGUACAGUGUCUGCCGGGUACCAGAACUUCCUGAUCUGCCUGGAGAUGUUGGCGGCCGCUAUAGCACUGCGCUACGCCUUCCCCGCCGCCGUGUAUGCGCAUGCGCACCGAGACCCACACCGCUCCGUCACUAUGCAGUCCAUCUCUAGUAGCCUCAAGGAGACAAUGAAUCCCAAGGACAUAAUGACGGACGCGUUCCACAACUUCCACCCUCAGUACCAGCAGUACACGCAGUACAGCUCGGAUGUCACUUCUCAACUGCCUUAUGAGAAACUAUAAACUGCCAUAGCUGUGCUCUGCAUGAAGUGCAUUGCUGUCUGUCCGUUUAUACAUACAUACAUGUAAUAAUAAAUACAUUAUGCCCGAGCAUGGAAACACCACUAACAUUAUUGUUGAAUUUUAAUGAUCCAAUCAAACGCGUGCUCAUGGUCAAUUCGAAUAUCGAAAUCACUCGAAUUGUCGCGUCCUUCAUACAACCUCUUUUCGCAACAUUUCAUUAUGCAUGAACAAAUUAAAAUAAAAUAUAAGACAUGACGCUCAAAAUUCUAGUGGAUUCGAUAUUAAUCUGUCAAGAUGGCCUGCGAAAAAGUUUAUUUAUUUUUGGGUGAUUACACCCAGUAAUACAUUUUAUAACUACAAAUACCGAGUUUUUGUUUGUACACACAUUAUACUUCAAGUUAUGUCUUGUACUGUGCCUUAUAUAAGUUAGGUGACACAAGAAAUCGGUGUCCGGGGCUCGGUAGCAACCCAAAUUAGUUAAGAGGUUUAUUUUUAUAAUAUCAAGGUAUUUGGCUAGUCCGGAACGCAUAACGAAUUUUUACGAAAAAACUUAGGUAAGUAUCAUAUCAGAAGGCUAUAGAACAAAAAGCAUGCAAACAUACAAACAGACGUAUUUGAAAUUAUACAGGGGUGAACUGAUUAUAGAAGUUAACGGUAUCGUAGGUGAAGUGGUUCAAUAUUUUUAUAGAGGUAAGCUCGUUACAGAUGAAAAUAUGUCAUAUCGUAAUGAUGCUUAAGAUUCAAAUUUAUUUGUGGAUACCAGUAAGAUUCACCUGCGGAAACCUACAUUUUGUAUAGCAGAUUAUGAAUUAUUCUUGUUUGCUACAAUAUUCGGACUAUUCAUUGCCAUAAAAUAAUUAGCUACUUUGUACUUUAUGCCUUUAGUAUGUGUCGUGUAAGGAUUAGUGUAAAUGUUAUUUUCUGUGAUUAUAUUACUUUUCUUUUUA
Messenger RNA from Spodoptera litura, 2338 nucleotides. It is a transcript of the gene Tmep, whose product is annotated as Transmembrane endosomal protein. Lineage: Eukaryota; Metazoa; Arthropoda; Insecta; Lepidoptera; Noctuidae. The record is from RefSeq and is a predicted model, not a curated record.